Penaeus vannamei (Pacific white shrimp) is the source of this 1385-nucleotide messenger RNA. NCBI's taxonomy places the organism in Eukaryota, Metazoa, Arthropoda, Malacostraca, Decapoda, Penaeidae. The record is from RefSeq and is a predicted model, not a curated record.
AUGAAUGAACGAAAUGUCCGUCCCAGCCGCCCCCUCGCACGCCACCGCCACCGUCAGCCCCCCCACUCACCACGGCGGCGCCCUCUAUGCGCGAGGCGGACGCCGUGGCCCCCGACGCGUCCGUCCUGUCGCGGAUCCCGUACGGCUGGCAGUUCAGCUUCAGGCGGGGGCCCGGGCGAGGAGCUCGAGAGCCACGGCAGCUUCAGCUCGAAGCUUCCGCGGAGAAGACACGGCGAGUUCACCAACGGCAUCGCUGACGAGUACCACCACCACCUGCUCCGCCGCCAGCAGUCGCAGCAGUCGCCGCAGCCGCAGCUGCAGCCGCAGGGCUCCUCGGACGGCGCGCAGGGCGAAGACGCGUCCGAGGGCGACGACCCCGUGGCGGCGGAGGUGAUGGUCGUCAACGACGCCUCGGACCAGCUGCAGCAGGAGCGGCCGCCGCAGCAGCCGCCCUCCGCGGGGUCCCCGGUGUACCCGCGGUACCUGGAGGGCUGCGACGAGGACUCCGUGACGGAGGAGGCCACGCUGAGCGACGUCACGUCCAUCGGCGAGGACGACUCGCGCUCGCACCUGGACGUGCCGCACAUCAGCGUGGCCAAGCCGGAGGCGGAGUCCAGCCCGGCCGCCGCCGAGAACGAGAAGUCGCUAGGCCUGUCGGAGCUGCUCAAGAGCCUCAUCAUCGGCGACGAGGACGAGAGCUCGGCCAUGUCGUCCUCGGACCUCCAGGACGACCCCGAGCGCCUGGAGGACAGCGCGCGCAUGGACCGCCUCGGGAGCCCCAACAGAGCCUUCCGGGACAUGUGCCGCCGGAGGGACGCCAACAGGCAGAACUGGAAGCUGGGGAUCCGCUCGCACUCCGCCCCCGAGGAGGCCGAGUGCCACGCCUCCACCUACUCGCUCUCGAGGCUGGACUCGCCGGCGCAGGAGAGGGAGUACCAGAACAUCAACAAGAUCCACCGGCGCGACACCUCCAUGGAGGCCGCCCGGAGGUACCUCCAGAGCGACGAGAACCUCUGGAGGACGUGGCGGUGCGGCCCGGCCUGGGGGCGGAGGUCGAGGGGGAGCACCAACCCCCUCCUCCACCACCUGAGUCCCGGCGUGAGGGGCAGGGUCAGGAGGCCCAGAAGUAUAGGUGCUAGCGGGGAACUGUACGGCAAGCUGGCCGUGUUCGAGCCCCACAGGUAACUCUCCUGGAGGAAGCCCUUCGCGGCGCCCGCUCGUCUCCCGUCGCCCUUCCGCGCCCCCUCCUCUGUUCAUACCUGUUCCCCUCUCUCUCCUGUGUUCUUCCUCUCUUUCUUUCCUCUCUCUCCCUCCUCCCAUCCAUCUCCCUCUCCCUUGCCCUAUUUAAACCACGCAAUCCUUCUUUUCACUUCCACCUCUCUCUC